This is a messenger RNA of Saccostrea cuccullata (small rock oyster), 726 nucleotides long. RefSeq lists its product as uncharacterized. The transcript has 3 exons. The record is from RefSeq and is a predicted model, not a curated record. NCBI's taxonomy places the organism in Eukaryota, Metazoa, Mollusca, Bivalvia, Ostreida, Ostreidae. Bases 93 to 395 code for a protein of 100 amino acids.
ACGGAGUGACAAUAUAACUAUUUGUUCAUUUCAUUGAACAUAAAUGCAGUUAGGGCAUUACUUGACUCCUUUAUAAAGACGGCUCGGGCAGUAUGGACUCUCGGAUCAUUUUCAUAUCGAUUAUUUUCCUAAGCCAGAUUUUAUCGUUUGCUUCAGCUGGUCACAAUGAAAGAGAGACGGAUAAAGGAAAAUUUAUUCUGCGUAAAUUUAUUAGGAUGGAUAAUCAAUUUUCCAACAAACUAACCAUUCCAAUGUCAAAUGAAAUACCAACGUCAUCGCAAGAACAAAACAAAGAAGAUGAUGAGGAUUUAGGGGAUACAUUUUGCUCUCUGUGCAAUGCGAUUGAAGAUCCAAAUGCUCGUAGGGAUUGUAUUGCCAUCAACUGUGCAGAAUGACGAUAAUAUAAUGCUGAAGAAUUUAUAAAAUUUACAAACGAUUUAAAUCAUUAGAUCCUCAGUAAACGAUGAAAAAACGCUGUUUAGAUGUUGAUCUGUUAACUGAAUUUUGAAUUUAUUUAGUAGAUGUCUUAUACAAAAACACUUUUGUUUUAUUAUGUAACACUUUGAGGGAUAUAUCCUAGAUACAUUUAUAAUGCUUUAAUGUUUAUACAUUAUUUUCAUUUUGUACUCUAUACUAACUAUAUACUGUGUAUGCCUACUUUAAUAGAGCUUUCUACUUUAGAUAAACAUUAUCUAAUUGUUUAUGAUUCGAUUGUAAAUUAAAUAU